This is a messenger RNA of Corylus avellana, 1928 nucleotides long. RefSeq names its product monodehydroascorbate reductase 6 (gene MDAR6). Gene Ontology annotation, molecular function: oxidoreductase activity, acting on NAD(P)H. Gene Ontology annotation, cellular component: cytoplasm. Lineage: Eukaryota; Viridiplantae; Streptophyta; Magnoliopsida; Fagales; Betulaceae. The record is from RefSeq and is a predicted model, not a curated record.
AAAGCCCAAGCCACUGCCACUGCCAUUUAAACUGACCCUGUCCCUUCGGCAUUCUCUAGAGCCAACCGACAGAAAUUUACUCGCAAUAUAAUUGCAUAACAGGACCUCUGAGCUCAAUGUCCUCAGGUCGUAGAUUAAUGGCAGUAGUGUCCAACUCGUUCCAAAUAAAGCACGGGCUCUCGCUCUGGUGCCCUCAGUCUGCUUCGAUCAACCGAACUCACUGGCGUUGUUCGAUCGGAUUGGGAAGCGUCCGGAGAAGAAGCUACGUGGCCGCCUCGUCGGCCUUCGAGAACGAGAACCGAGAGUUUGUGAUUGUCGGAGGUGGCAAUGCGGCUGGUUACGCGGCUCGGACUUUCGUCGAACAUGGGAUGGCCAAUGGACGCCUCUGUAUUGUGUCUAAGGAGGCGUAUGCACCGUAUGAGCGGCCAGCUUUGACGAAGGCUUAUUUGUUUCCUCUAGACAAAAAGCCAGCACGAUUACCUGGAUUUCAUACCUGUGUUGGAUCUGGCGGGGAAAGGCAAACUGCCGAUUGGUAUAAAGAGAAAGGGAUAGAGAUGUUUUAUGAAGAUCCAGUUACAAGUAUUGAUAUCGAGAAGCAAACAUUGACGACAAAUUCAGGCAAGCUGCUUAAAUAUGGAUCACUUAUAAUAGCUACAGGAUGCACAGCCUCAAGAUUUCCAGAGAAAAUUGGAGGAAACCUACCUGGUGUUCACUAUAUCCGGGAUGUUGCAGAUGCUAAUUUGCUAGUAUCGUCAUUGGAGAGGGCACGGAAGGUGGUCGUUGUUGGUGGUGGCUAUAUUGGCAUGGAGGUUGCCGCUGCAGCUGUUGGUUGGAAACUUGAUACAACGAUCAUAUUCCCAGAGAAUCAUCUCUUGCAAAGACUGUUUACUCCUUCUCUAUCCCGGAGAUAUGAAGAACUGUACCAAGAGAAUGGUGUCAAAUUCUUAAAGGGUGCAUCCAUAAAAAACUUAGAAGCUGGUUCUGAUGGGCACGUGACUGCUGUCAAACUUGAGGAUGGAUCUAACAUAGAGGCAGAUACAGUAAUUAUUGGUAUUGGAGCGAAACCUGCUGUCAGUCCCUUUGAAAGUGUGGGUUUGAACACCAGUGUUGGUGGAAUACAGGUUGAUGGACAGUUCCGGACAAGUAUUCCUGGAAUCUUUGCAGUUGGAGACGUAGCAGCUUUCCCGUUAAAGAUGUAUGACCGCAUAGCACGAGUUGAACAUGUGGAUCAUGCUCGUCGAUCAGCACAGCAUUGCAUUAAAGCUUUACUAAGUGCCCAAAAUCACACGUAUGAUUAUCUUCCAUAUUUUUACUCAAGGGUAUUUGAGUAUGAAGGUAGCCCAAGAAAAAUAUGGUGGCAAUUUUUUGGGGAUAAUGUUGGAGAGACGAUUGAAAUUGGCGAUUUUGAUCCUAAGAUAGCUACUUUCUGGAUAGAAUCUGGUAAACUGAAAGGUGUUCUUGUUGAAAGUGGAAGUACUGAGGAUUUUCAACUCCUUCCUAAACUUGCGAGGAGCCAACCAUUUGUUGAUAAAGCCAAGCUUCAGAAUGCUUCUUCAGUUGAGGAGGCACUAGACAUUGCUCGGGCAUCCCUACAAGUUGAGACUGCUGUCUAAUAUACUACAUAAUAGUGCUUAUGAAUCUGUAAAGUUCCAAUAAAAACACUACAGGAGAUCUCCCGUUGUAGUUUUUUUUCAAAGGUUUACAUAAACUUUCAAGUUUUUCAUGAGAAAAAGAGAGAGAAUAGAAUUAAAUCUGGACUAUUGAAAAAACUACAGUACUUGUUUUUUUCCUUUUUUAACGACACCUAAGCCAAAUCCUCAUUCUUUAACCGAGAUUUCUUCUUUUACAGCUAUGUAAUUAAGGAUCCUGAAUUCCUGAUUAGGACUUGGUAAAAGAAAUAAUUAUAAUAAUGGUGUUUAUCUUCCUCA